AUGAUGCAAUCUUACAUUCUAGCAAGGACUGUUCUUUUGUUGUGCCUCUUGUUUGAAACGAAUCAAGUUCUCAGUCAGACCAAAAAGUCAAAAGACCUUGACUUAAAUAAAACACCUCCUCCCGAAGAUGGCUUAGAGGAAGAAGUCAUACGUUCAUUACCUUCGAUUGAGAACACAAGUACGACAGCCAAUACAGGAAAAGAAGCUGAAGUAAAUCAAAAAAGAAAAAAGCGAAAGCGUAAGGCAGAAGUGGAUCCUAAUGAGAAAGUCGAACGUAAGCGAGCCUAUGCUCGUGAGAAGUCUAGAGAACGUCGGCAAGGUAUUCGAGAACGUAGGUUAGCAGGUACGUUGACUGAAGAAGAUAAAAGAUCAAUCGAGCUAGAAAAAUCAACAAAAAAGAAAUACAAUCAAAAGAACAAAGAAUACAUUGCAAGAUAUUAUUCGGAUUAUCGUCGUAGCCAUUUGAAAGAAUGCGCUGCCAAACUUAGAAGAUGGAGAAGUGCAAAUUCAAAAAAAGCAAGAGAAGCAUGUAAAUCUAAUCAAGAUGGAAAGCAAUAG
Meira miltonrushii is the source of this 558-nucleotide messenger RNA. RefSeq lists its product as uncharacterized. The coding region runs from base 1 to 558 and encodes 185 amino acids. Lineage: Eukaryota; Fungi; Basidiomycota; Exobasidiomycetes; Exobasidiales; Brachybasidiaceae. The record is from RefSeq and is a predicted model, not a curated record. The transcript has a single exon.